Trametes versicolor FP-101664 SS1 is the source of this 1314-nucleotide messenger RNA. RefSeq lists its product as uncharacterized. The transcript is spliced from 4 exons. Gene Ontology annotation, biological process: lipid metabolic process. NCBI's taxonomy places the organism in Eukaryota, Fungi, Basidiomycota, Agaricomycetes, Polyporales, Polyporaceae. The coding region runs from base 1 to 1314 and encodes 437 amino acids. The record is from RefSeq and is a predicted model, not a curated record.
AUGAGCACCGUCUCGAACGAGGUGUACUUUGCGGCGGUGCUAGCCUAUCGAGAGUUCAUCCCACCCUGGGAGGACCGAGAGGAGCUGACAUGGCUGAAGCUCCCUCAGGCGUUGCUCUAUCUCGUUCCCUACUUUUUCUUGGCCUACCUCGUGCGGAGACAAGGCACCUAUCUCAUGCGGCUCCUCCUCCUGCCAACGGUCGUGGCCAUGGCCCUGCGCUGCACCUUCCGUUACCGGAACGAAGACCCGCGGAUGGCGUGGUACGAGUGGAACAGAGGUCUUCUCGCAAUGUUCAUCAUUGCGAAGUCAGUCGAUUUUGCUUUCGCAAAAGAUGGACGGCUGAGAGUGGGAGAGAAGGAGCUCAGGCGAAGUUUCGACCGCGAUGCGCCCCAACGUGUACGCAGCGCGCGAGCGGCGGCGCUGCUAGGGGGGCGCAAUCCUGCCGCACGCAUCCUCCCACGUUGCGUCUUCGACGCCCUGGAAGUCGGUCUCACCAUGCGCGGCGUGGGCUGGGAUUUCGGGAAGUACACACCAAUACCGCAGACCACCCGUCCGUCGGAACGUGAGGCGUUCAUACGAGCGACUGUGAAGAACAUCAUCCGGAACCAACUCCUCAUUGACCUCAUCGACACGCUGACGAAGUGCGUACCGGGAGUCACCGCCACCGGCGGCACCAUAUUUCUCCAGGAGCUGCCACCCCUGGAGCGCUACCUCUUGUCCACAGCUAUACAUGUCGGGCACGGGCUGCUGAUAUUCGCCGGCGUCGCGCUCACCUACGACGUCGGGUCUCUCAUUGGCAUCGUUCUCUUCAGACAGUCGCCGGACGCUUGGCCCCCCAUUCACGGCGCGCUCCUCUCCGCGCGGUCCGUGCAUGACUUCUGGGCCAAAUCGUGGCACCAGGCGUUCCGAUACACCUUCCUCACCCUCGGCGGGUUCUUCGGAAAGUGGCUCUCCGGCGGACUCGGAAUGGUGCUCGGGUGCUUCCUCGCCUCGGGGCUGUUUCACGAGUUUGGACUCGUUGUGGCCGGGAAGGAGCUUGAUCCGAGCGUGCUCGCGUUCUUCCUCUUGCAAGCCGUCGGCAUACUGUGCGAAACAGCGUUCAGACGGGUGACGGGCAAGAAGGUCGGAGGCCCGCUCGGGUUCGUCUGGACCGCCGUGUUCGUUGUGGGUAUCGGUCAGAUAUGCACCGACUCGUGGUACGCACGCGGGAUCGGAGGGGCCAUCUCCAUCCCACCAUUCUUGAGCGUCAUUCGACUUGUGUUGUUGCCGUCGAUCCGUAUCGUCGUCCGUUGUGUUUAUUCCUUGCUAUCGUAA